Daucus carota subsp. sativus is the source of this 1065-nucleotide messenger RNA. RefSeq lists its product as uncharacterized. Lineage: Eukaryota; Viridiplantae; Streptophyta; Magnoliopsida; Apiales; Apiaceae. The transcript has 3 exons. The coding region runs from base 1 to 1065 and encodes 354 amino acids. The record is from RefSeq and is a predicted model, not a curated record.
AUGGAUCUUGCUCAGGCUCAAAAGAAUCAUCAGAUCGUGAAUUUUACCCUAGCAUCUCUUCUUUUUCUUGGUUUACUCUAUGUAUUUGUUUGCAAUGAAGCCAACGUCAACUACUUGAUCUUGCCUACACCUUUUCAAAAACCUCAAGUCCUUGCCUCUAGUAGCAAAUCCCAUGCUGCAACUUUCAACGUGACGCCAUACGAGAAAGAUGAACUACUAGAGGAGGUUCUAGCAGAGACGUCAACACAAAACAAGACGAUGAUUAUAGCAAUGGUGAACAAAGCCUACGUAGAAGGAGAUAAGCCCAUGCUCGACAUAUUUCUCCAUGGAUUUUGGCUAGGCGAAAAUACAAGAAACCUAGUCGAUCAUCUCUUAAUCGUGGCGGCAGAUCAAACCUCGUAUGAUCGGUGUAAAUAUCUACACUUGCAUUGCUACAAGCUUAAAACGGACGGCGUGGAUUUUAUGGGGGAGAAGCUAUACAUGAGUGAAGAUUUCAUCAACAUGAUGUGGAGAAGAACGCUGUUUCUCACUAAUGUUCUUAAACAUGGAUAUAACUUCAUAUUCACGGACGCAGACGUAUUAUGGCUAAGAAACCCAUUCCCAAAUCUCAUACAAAACCAAAGCAUCGACAUCCAAAUCAGCGUCGACUACUUCAUCGGCCACCCAUGGUCAGAAUGCAGACAACGGAUCAACACAGGCUUCUACAUGAUCAAUUCCAACCACAAAACCAUCGCACUGUUCGAUUCCUGGUACGCUCAAAAAAACAAAUCCGAGGGUCUGAAAGAACAAGAUGUGCUGGAAAAACUGAUGCGCCGAGGUUUGUUUAGGAGGUUAGGGAUCAAGGCUAGGUUCUUGGACACUCUUUACUUCAGUGGGUUUUGUCAAGACAGUAGAGAUGUUAGAGUUGUGUCCACAGUUCAUGCUAACUGUUGUAGAAGUAUCCAUGCUAAGGUUACUGAUCUAACUAGUGUCAUUCAUGACUGGAAAAGAUUUUUCGCUAAUCAAACGGUGCCGUUUAGAUGGUCACCGCACAAUGCAUGUAUGGAUUCGUGGAGAAAUCGCUGA